AUGAACUCGGAAAUUUUUGAUAAUCAGAUAUCGUCAAUCUUAUAUGUAAGAGCAUUGUAUGAUUUUGAUUCAAAGGACAAUUCAAGUCUAUCUUUCAAAAAGGAUGAUAUAAUACAAGUUCUAACGCGACUGGAAUCUGGCUGGUGGGACGGAGUUUGUAAUAAUGAGCGCGGUUGGUUUCCCAGUAAUUAUGUUGCUGAAGUAACCGGAAUUUUUGAGGAUGGUGAUGAGUUUGACUGGAUUACUCAACAAACCCCAGAUGGAGAUACAUUUUAUUAUAAUACAAGGACAGGUGAAUCAUCUUGGGAAGUUCCAGCGGAUGAUUGUGAAUCUCUUUCAACAACACAUACAGCAAGAGACACAAUAAGUAGCUUUAGUUCACUCUCAAGGCAAUUACCAGAGAAUUGGAUACAAAAGUUAAGCGAAGAUGACAAUAAUUAUCAUUAUUAUAAUGUAAUAACUAAGGAGAUUAGUUUGACUUAUCCCGGAGAUCCUGAUGAUGAGAUAUUCAAUUCACAUGUAGCACAUGUUGAAGACGAUUUGGGUUUAGAUGAUGAUGUUACUGAUAAAGCAAGCAUUGCAAGUUCAAAAGGUAGUCAGUUGAGUACAGCUUCAAUUGACACCAUACAACAAAGAAGUUUGCAACAAAGACGAUCUAUUGAAAAUCUUCCGCCAAAUUGGAGUACAAGAACUUUGUCUCAAGGGAGGAGUGUGUAUUAUUACAAUAAAUUAACAGAUGAGACAACUUGGAGUCUUGAUAAUAUUAAUGAUGAUGGUCAAUUAAUAAGGACAAAACACAAUGAAUCAGAUGACGAAGCUCCAAACGAACCUUUACCUCCAAUUCCCUCGAAUUCAAUAUCACGUUCACAAAAGAAAUUAAAGACUUUCGCAAAACCUUCAAUUAUCAUGCUUAAAUAUGCCAAAGACAACCUUACUUGGGAUUCUCUAUCAGAGAAUAUUGAUAUGUCUAUUCGUAAUCUGAAUUGGGCAGCUCAAAAGAAUAUGAAACAAAAUUAUACGGAUUGUAUCAACUCUAUCGUUGAUGGUGUCAGAAUUAUGCUCUAUGCUUCUGAUACUGUGGGAAAAAAUUCUAUUGCGAUCAAGCAAAACAGGAAACUUAAAUGUUAUCAUAGGAAUAUUAUGGCAUCACUCUCAAAAUUGGUUAUUUCUACAAAAUUAGCUGCAAAUGUAUGGCCUCCGCCAGAUUCUGCGCAAAAAAUGAAAAAAGAUGCUGAAGUUGUUUUAGGAGCAGUUCGAAAUUUUAUUCAAACGGCACAAGAAAAUGUUUGUAUCAAAAAAGUCGAUCCAAAAUUAAUUGAAAGUACUACAAAAGGUUCAUGGCGUGGAAAUAAUCUAGUACAAGUACAAACCAAUGUCAACCCAUCAUCAAUGUCCUCAAGUAAAUAUAAUGAUAGCACUUUAAACUCUCCUACUAGUUCAUCACAUCUUUUAACACCCGAUCUUAUCAAUUCAUUGGAUAAAAUUUCUCGUACUGUAACUCAGGCUAUUGUAUUACUUCUCAAUUAUGUUAAAAAAGUAGUUGAUACUCCUAAUUCUUCCACACCCAGUGCAAUAGGUUCUUUUUCACCUCAAUUGAUUUCGCAGACUAAACAAGUCCUUACUCAAGUUGGACAAUUUUUAGCUAUUAUAGAAGAUCUCAAUUUGCAAGACUUGAAUGAUUCUAAUUUGGCUACAAUAAAUGAAUUCAAAGUUUCCAAACAAGCAUUAUAUAAUAAUUUAUCAGGGUUGGUCAUGUGUAUUCAAGCGGCUACUUUUCCAUUGUCUUUUUUAAGCGCUAUGGAUCAAGUUUUAGUUUGCACAAAUGUUGUGGAUAAAUCUGUUAAAGAUGUUAUGAUUGCUACAAAAUUCCUAGUUGAAGAAAAAGAUACACUGGAUCAAAUGAAAACUCAAGGGACGCGUUCAAGGCGUUCUAGCAAUGUUGAUUCGACAACAAAAAUACGUCCCUCAAACAAUUCUAAUCCUCUUGAUCAAAUUGAUGAGAAUGACACUGUAGACGAUCAAACUAUUUCAGCUACUACUACUUUUCUCCCGAUUUCUAAAUCAACUGUUCCUGAAGGUGAUGUUGAUGAUAACUCAACAAUGAUUGGUGAAGAUUUUAGCGCUAAUGAUGUUCCAAUUUCACCCACUUCAAACAGACGUUCAUUUGCAAGCAGGUUACGUUCUAAUAGUUCAACAACUGCCGCAUCAUUUAAUUCAUUUUCUACAACACAUCGUACAAACACUCAGCAUAGUGCUCCUUCGGUUACGAAUACAAACAGUACAGUAGAAAUGCGUAACACUCAAUCAAAAAAACAAAUGGUAGAUAAACCUUGGUUCCUUAAUUAUGAUUAUGAUCCUUCAGAAUUGGUAUUUAAUAUGGAAAAUUGUGUAAAAGGAGGAACAUUAAAUGCUUUGGUUGAAAGAUUAACUAUGCAUGAUAUAUUAGAUUCUAAUUUUAUUGCAACAUUCCUGUUAACAUAUAGAUCUUUCUGUACAACUGACGACUUCUUUGAUAUGCUAGUUAAAAGAUUUAUGAUUCAACCACCUGAAAAUUUAACCCCUGCAGAGUUAGAGGUUUGGCAAGAGAAAAAGCAAACACCUAUUAGAUUAAGAGUUUUUAAUAUCAUGAAAACUUGGUUAGAAAAUUAUUAUAUAGAUGAUGAUGAUGCAAUUUGUUUAGAAAGAGUGAAAGAGUUUGCAAAAACAACAAUGUAUGAUAACCUGGCCUUUGCCGCAGUUAGUUUAACAAAACAACAACAACCAAGAGAUGCCGUAUUUAAAGCAAUGGUUAUGACAAAUUCUGAUUCUCCGCCCCCACCAAUUUUGCCAAAGAAUAUAAAUAAUCUCAAAUUUUUAGAUUUAGAUCCGUUAGAAAUUGCUAGACAAUUGACCUUAAUAGAAAGUAAACUAUAUAAUAAAAUUCGACCUAUAGAAUGUCUAAAUAAAGCUUGGAGUAAAGGUGAAGGUGAUAUAGCAGAAAACAUUAAUUCCAUGAUCGAGAGUAGUAAUAAGAUAACCGGAUGGGUGACCGAAUCAGUUUUAGAUCAAUCAGAGAUUAGGAGGAGAUGUUUGUAUAUCAAACAUUUUAUAGCGAUAGCUGAUAAGUGUAGAAUUUUAAACAAUUUCAACUCACUCACUGCAAUUACUUCUGGGUUGUAUUCUGCUCCAAUUCAUCGGUUGAGACGUACAUGGGAAACGGUUAAUGCGAAAACCAUUGCAACUCUCGAUAUUCUUAGUAAAAUUAUGAAUUCAACAAAGAACUUUGCCGAAUAUAGAGAAAUGUUACAUAGUAUAAACCCUCCAUGCGUACCAUUUUUUGGUUUAUAUUUGACUGAUCUUACAUUCAUUGAAGAUGGAAAUCCUAAUUAUCUUAAAAAUUCCAAUAAUAAAUUGAUUAAUUUUUCAAAACGUAUGAAAACAGCAGAAGUUAUACGCGAAAUUCAACAGUAUCAAUCAGCACCUUAUAAACUUAGUCCUGUACAAGAAGUCCAAACGUUUAUACAUUUUCAUUUACGAGAUAGUAGUGAUGUUAAAGAUUUAUACAACAAGAGUCUUUUAUUAGAACCAAGGGAACGUGAUGAUGAAAAAAUUGCUCGUUUAUUACAAGAAUCUG
Molecule: messenger RNA, 3613 nt
Organism: Funneliformis geosporum
Lineage: Eukaryota; Fungi; Glomeromycota; Glomeromycetes; Glomerales; Glomeraceae
Source: the annotation of a GenBank genome assembly